AUGUUUCAUGGGAAUGCUUUUGGUAGCGUUAUAGAGGAGGAAAAAUCAAACCGCCAUUGUAAGCUGCAUUUACAGACAUGGAUUUAUAUUCACUGUGCAUGGAGCUUGGUAAUUUGUAUGCUCGGUAUCGCUAUCGGUAUUCUAUUGCUGGUUUACCCUUCUUGGCAUGAAUUUCUCUUAUUGUAUAAGCAAACACUAACUUAUUUGAGACGAAACGAUCCGAUUGUUUAUUGGAUUUGCUAUCGGAUAUUCUUGUCAUGCUGGAUUGCAAUGCACUUCGCUCAUCUAGCUACUGUUCUUGGGACAAUUUUUGGCGCUCAGAUGACAAAAUCGCGUCUUGUUGUGCCACAAAUGAUCACACUGCUCCUUCAAAUUGGUAUUUAUAUACUUGGAUCAUUUGCACUAAUCAUUAUUAGUGUCACUGGUGCAAAGAUAACGUGGAUCGCACUCCUAAUUGUGUUCUUUUUCGCCUUUUUUGCAAGACGAGAUGACACGUGGGCCUGUUGCUGCGCGGCUGACUCAAAAAAUCGACCAGUUUUCGAUCCUUACAGUCAAAACGACCUGAAGCAGCACAAACCUAGGCCUAUUGGUUGCCUACCAUCGAGUCUUGGAGGAGAAGAAUAUCGCUUUGAGAGCUCUACUGGCCAACACAAAAAGUGUCCACUUCAAGGAAAGAGGAACAUUAAAAUUAUAACUUCACAUUACUUAGUUCAUUCUCCUAAUUUUAGACUUAAACUGUCUUCGACAUUACAAUGUGAUAACGAAUAUUCUGCUUCUGAGUUAAUAAUGAGCUAUCCAGCUAAGAUUCUGCUAAUAAAGCUAGUUAAACAACAUGAAGCUCUUUGGAACAAAAGGUCACCCGACUACUCUCGAGCAGAUAUGAAGAGCCAUGCAUGGGAUGACAUUUCCGCACGAAUGGCAGAGAACGGAUUUGAAUCAAAAAUUGGAAGGCUAAAGGUUAUGUGGAAGAAUUUGAGAGAUCAGUGGAAAAGAAACCUGUCACUAAAGAUGCCACCAGAAAGGGAAUGGUAUUUUCAAAGACGGAUCAACUUCUUGGCAGAAACGUAUGAGGGCGGCGAACUUGUGCACGGUCCUCAUGACCCAGAAUCGUCACCUGACAUAAAUGAAGGUCCAGAUGACUCCUUGUACAGCGUGAAAGGCGACGAGUACGAUGAUCGGAACGGCUUUGUUAUUGAAGGAAGCUCUCUAAUGGGCGGUCACUCGCCUACUCCCAUACGCGAACCGAAAGCGGAAGUAUGUGAUGAUGGAAGAUCUGGUGGCCCAACGUUAGUGACGGUUCUGGAAGAACACGCUGCAUGGCAAGGAAGAAUCCCUAGUCAUUCACCGAGCCCUGCAACUGCUCCAUCUCCGGCUGCUACUUCGACAGCGGCACCUCCUUCGAAGCGAGCGAGGACUGAAACCAGGAGCGAAGCCGCCGUCCCGUCUAAACCACGACAAAACAACAAUGCAAGCGCCGAUAAACCACCGGCAAAGACGGCAAAGGAGAAUAACAGGGAUUUGGCACGAUUAACCAAUGGAAAACAGCAUCCAACUGACAAAUUUGACAAAUACGCAGCAUUUGUCGCAACGACCCUCAGGGAAAUGCCAGAAAUCGAGGCGAAGAAACGUAUGAAAGAGAUGACAAUGUUGCUUCUCGAAGACCUCGAAUGA
Necator americanus (New World hookworm) is the source of this 1671-nucleotide messenger RNA. RefSeq lists its product as uncharacterized. Lineage: Eukaryota; Metazoa; Nematoda; Chromadorea; Rhabditida; Ancylostomatidae. Bases 1 to 1671 code for a protein of 556 amino acids. The record is from RefSeq and is a predicted model, not a curated record. The transcript has 13 exons.